Messenger RNA from Paecilomyces variotii, 2621 nucleotides. RefSeq names its product putative beta-calactosidase. Gene Ontology annotation, molecular function: beta-galactosidase activity. Gene Ontology annotation, biological process: carbohydrate metabolic process. NCBI's taxonomy places the organism in Eukaryota, Fungi, Ascomycota, Eurotiomycetes, Eurotiales, Thermoascaceae. Bases 474 to 2507 code for a protein of 677 amino acids. Gene Ontology annotation, cellular component: vacuole. The transcript has a single exon. The record is from RefSeq and is a predicted model, not a curated record.
GCCUAUCAUUUCUUCAAGAAAGGAAGAGACCAAUAUGCAAUUUUCGGAUAAGUAUUACAGCGGGGAAACCCGCCCUAUCAAUUCUCCCCGCCGGCAAAAACAGGCAUGCGCGAACUAAAUAGAUAAACUAUUGUUGGUACCUAUCUAUCCAUCUCCAAAGCCAAUUAAAGUGCAAGUACGUCUCGUUCCUGAUGUAACGUCGAUACUACCCUGAAGCACUUUUUUGAUGUUCCUUCGUCUUUGUGACUAGAGUUGAAGUCUCUGGAUAAAGUUAUUCGGUAAUAAACACUCCAUUGUCAGGAACCUAACGGCUAAACUGGUAUAUCUAUAUGCAUCCUCUUCGAUCGAGAAAAAUUAGAACUUGGAAGAUACAAGUAUACAUCUGCGUCCAUGCAAGAUACAAUUUAAAAUUCAAUUACUCGGAGAUAAAACCAUUGUAUAUCUAAAAUCACUCUUCUGACCUGAGCUAAACAAUGAGAAUCUCUCUAUACACCUCUAUCUUCUUCUUCUCCUCCUUCCUCCCUCCCGAACACUUCUGCACCGCAAUCUCCAACCUCGCACCCCAAUCCUCAGCAUCCCCACACUUCAACUACACUCUCAACACAUUCUAUCUCAAUGGCCAACCCUUCCAAAUCAUCGGCGGUCAAAUGGACCCCCAACGCAUCCCUCACCAAUACUGGCGUCAACGCCUCAACAAAGCCCGCUCCAUGGGCCUAAACACCAUCUUCUCAUACGUAUAUUGGAACCUCCUCGAACCCCAUCCAGGCGAAUGGGACAUAUCCGGAAAUAACAAUAUCGCACAAUACUUCCAAAUCGCACAAGAAGAAGGCCUCCACGUGGUUUUAAGACCGGGACCUUAUAUAUGCGGAGAGAGAGAAUGGGGCGGAUUCCCAGCGUGGUUGAGCAUAAUCCCAGGACUGGAUGUGCGCACGAACCAGACGCUUUUUAUGAACUAUGCGAAACGGUAUUUGGAACGAUUGCUCGUAGACCUGAGACCAUUACAGGCUACGAGAGGGGGCCCAAUUCUCAUGGUCCAGGUGGAGAAUGAGUAUGGGAGUUAUGGGGAUAAUCAUAACUAUACGGCUUCGAUGCGGGAUAUUCUGCGACGGAAUUUGGAUCAUGGGACGAUAUUGUAUACGAAUGAUGGAGGCGUCCAGUUGGAUCUGGAGGGAGGGAAUGUUCCGGACGUUUUGGCUGAGAUUGAUGGAGAUCCGGCCUCUGGGUUCGAAGCGAGAGAUACUUAUAUCUCUGAUCAAUCGGAAUUAGGCCCUCUUCUAGAUGGAGAAUACUACACCCUCGCGCCGGAUCAAUGGGGUUCGAACGCGACGCGUAACGAUCCGGAGGAGGGAGAUCAGAAUACCAUUGAGGGAUUCGUGAAAGAUCUAGAUUUCAUCCUGGGCGGGAAUAAUUCCAUCAGUCUAUACAUGUUCCAUGGCGGGACGAAUUUUGGAUUCGGAAAUGGCGCCGUCUGGAGAUCGGAGAACUACCUAGCUGCUUUCACGACGAGUUAUGAUUACGGCGCUCCUCUGGAUGAGAGCGGACGGACGACGCCUCUGUAUUAUACCCUGCGGGAGGUGAUUCAGAAGUAUUCACCGAACGGAAGUAUUCCAGACGUCGUGGCUGACGUGCCUCGAUCGUCCAUAGCGGAUUUCGCACUCCAUCCCGUCGGAGACCUGUUUGAUUCCCUUCCUGAACCUACUCAUGUAACAAAACCUAUUACAAUGGAAUUCCUAAACCAAGCAUACGGCUUCAUUCUCUACGAGACCAUAUCCACGCGAUCCUAUUCCGGUCUCCUCAAACCAGGCGAUCGACCACGAGACCGUGUCCUGGUCUAUAUCAACGGGCAAAAACAAGGCGUUAUUGAUUCCAUCUACGAGACGCCUCCGAAGAUCAACAUCUCACUAUCCAAGGGAGACAAGUUACAGCUCCUGGUCGAGAAUCUGGGUCGGGUCGAUUACUGGUCUCGGGAAUCCGGGACGGAGAAUGCACUUCUUCAACCGCAUAAGGGAAUCGUUGGAGACGUUUUUGUGGGAGGUGAAGUGCUCGAAGAAUGGGAUGUAUAUUCCCUUCCACUGGAUUCGCCUCCAAAUACUACUAAGCUGUUGAAGAAGAAGAGGGAUAAUAAUGUCCAGAAAGGCGAGUAUAAUAACAGCACCGUGCUGUCCAAAACGCCCGUUUUCUACUCGGGCAAAUUCCUCACUUCUAGCAGUAAGAAUAGCAGCAACAUCGCAAACGCAGAACUGGCUGCAAUGGAAUUGGAUACAUUCCUAUCCAUCCCGAACGGAACUAAAGGCGUCGUGUGGAUCAAUGGCUUCAAUCUCGGCCGAUACUGGAUUAUCGGACCACAGCAAUCCCUUUAUUUACCGGGGGUGCUGCUGAAUAAAGAUAAGGAUGGGUGGAAUGAGGUUUUCGUUUUGGAGCUGGAGCCUGAAGAUGGCAAGGUUAUGGUUGGGCGCGGUUUGGCGGAGAGGGUAUGGGCGAAUUUCCCGGAUCCAGACGCGCCUUGAUCCAAGAGAGUAAGUAAGGGGGAAGGGACUGAAAUACAGAAGCAGGGUAUAAAUCUAUGUGAAGUUGACGGGGAGAGUGCUGUAUAUAUCCCAGGGGCUCGCCUAAUGAUAUAU